CUACGUCACAGGGAACUUACGAACGCCGCGCGUAGAGCGACGCCACUUCUAAACCGACCGCGCUUAGAAAACCCCCGAGGGCCGUCGUCGCCAUGGAUUACGGGGAAGAAAUGGACCGUGAUUAUGGACAUGGUGCCUAUAGUGCCCCAAGAGCUAUGGACUCUUAUAUGAAUCAGUCAUAUGGAAUGGAAAGCCAUGGAGGCAGCGGUGGAGGAGGAGGUGGUGCUGCCAGGUUUGGACCUUAUGAGUCUUAUGACUCCGGGUCUUCUCUGGGUGGGCGAGAUCUGUACAGAUCUGGCUAUGGUUAUAAUGAACCCGAACAAAGCCGCUUCGGAGGUAGUUAUGGUGGUCGAUUUGACAGCAACUACCGGAAUAGCCUUGACUCUUUCGGAGGUAGAAGCCAGGGCGGGUCUAGCUGGGAAGCACCUUACUCACGCUCAAAAUUGAGGCCUGGGUUUAUGGAGGACAGAGGAAGAGAGACUUACUCUUCCUACAGCAGUUUUUCUUCACCCCAUAUGAAGCCUGCACCUGUAGGCUCUCGGGGGAGAGGAACGCCUGCUUAUCCUGACAGUGGAUUUGGAAGCAGAAACUAUGAUGCUUUUGGAGGACCAUCAACAGGCAGAGGCCGUGGCCGAGGAUAUAUGGGAGACUUUGGAGGCAUGCAUAGACCUGGAAUUGUGGUAGACUAUCAUAACAAACCCAGUAAUGCAGCAGUAGCUGCACGAGGAAUAAAGAGAAAAAUGAUACAGCAGCCGUAUAAUAAACCAGGUGGGACAUUUAUCAAGAAACCCAAACUGACAAAACCUAAUGUGAAGAUGAACCAAAACAAACCUAGCGUCAAGCCAGAAGUAAAAAAUGAAGAAGAAGAAAAACGUCGAAUUGAGGCAAGAAGAGAGAAGCAAAGGCGUAGGAGGGAGAAAAAUAGUGAAAAGUAUGGUGAUGGUUACAGAAUGGCAUUCACCUGCUCAUUCUGUAAAUUUCGAACCUUUGAAGAGAAAGACAUUGAAGCUCAUCUUGAAAGUGUUGUACACCAGGAGACUUUAGAGCACAUUCGGAAACAGACCAAAUUUGACAAAGUUGUGAUGGAGUUUCUACAUGAGUGCAUGGUGAAUAAAUUUAAGAAGACGGCUAUGCGUAAACAGCAGACUACAAGCCAAAUGGAAGCUGCUCAGAUAACUGAAAAAGAUGUGAUGGAAGGUGUUACGGCUGAUGAUCAUAUGAUGAAAGUUGAGACUGUCCUUUGCUCUGCAUGCAGCGUCUAUGUUCCUGCACUACACAGUUCUGUUCAGCAGCAUCUAAAGUCUCCAGAACAUGCAAAAGGAAAACAGACUUACAAAGAACAAAUUAAAAGAGAAAGCGUUCUAACUGCUACCAGUAUUUUGAAUAACCCCAUAGUGAAGGCACGGUAUGAACGUUAUGUUAAGGGUGAAAAUCCAUUUGAAGUCACUGAUCAAAGUGCAGAACAGCAGGCAGAAGAAGAAGAAGAAGAAAAGGCAAAUGAACCUGCAGAAGAGGAGGAAGAAGAAGAGGAGGAGGAAGAAGAAGAAGCAGAAGAACAGACUGACUUCACCCUGGACCAAACGGAAGAUAAUUAAAUAGGAAAUAUUUUGCACAAGCAGAGGGAAGUCCUACUUUUAUUUUUCGGGUUCAUAUGGCUAACUGUAAAAUUUAUUAGCAAUUACAACAAGAUUAUUGUUAUUGUCAACCCUCUGCAUGUACUUCAUUUGAAGAAGUCGCUUUGUUUUCACUUUUGCUUAAAAAUUUUUAAUAGAACCUUUCUAGUGAUCUCGCUGUUAGAACUUCCUAUAUUGUGUAUCUUGUGAACAUUGAUUUUUUGUUUUUGUUUCUUGAUGUUAAGAUUUGGAUAUAAAUAAAGUAGUAAGUUUAAAUCAUUUCACCACAAAGCGUUUUAACUAAAUGCAGGGUAAAUAGUUCUAGAAGCCUAUUAAAUAUAGAAUUAUGUCGUGAGUGUGCCUGUCUCCUGGACUGUAUCACUCAUUGUAAAGUACAUGUUAUGACUUGUAUUUUUGUGUGUAUGUGUGAUUCAAUCUACUUGUUUGUAACAAUAAAACAUUUUAGAAAA
This is a messenger RNA of Thamnophis sirtalis, 2083 nucleotides long. Lineage: Eukaryota; Metazoa; Chordata; Lepidosauria; Squamata; Natricidae. The record is from RefSeq and is a predicted model, not a curated record.